This is a messenger RNA of Rosa rugosa (rugosa rose), 4607 nucleotides long. RefSeq lists its product as uncharacterized. The coding region runs from base 227 to 4021 and encodes 1264 amino acids. The record is from RefSeq and is a predicted model, not a curated record. The transcript is spliced from 24 exons. Gene Ontology annotation, biological process: regulation of exocytosis. Gene Ontology annotation, cellular component: cytoplasm; plasma membrane. Gene Ontology annotation, molecular function: syntaxin binding; myosin II binding; GTPase activator activity. Lineage: Eukaryota; Viridiplantae; Streptophyta; Magnoliopsida; Rosales; Rosaceae.
UCUUCGUCUAAAAUGUGUUCAUCCACCAACAACGUACUCUUUUCAAUCUCACCACUAUUCGUUGCUCCCAGUAUCAUCAUCAAUUUAUUAUUUUCCACUAAUUAAUUAUCCCCUAAUCCCCUAUGAACUUUGAAGUAGUUAUGCCUAAUCCAUGACAAUGAGACUCAAACAACAACACUAAACUAGACCAAGUCAUAUAUAUAAAAACGCUCUCGUUUUUGAAUCAAUGAAUCGUACGGUCGGUGAGUCCUCCUCCGCCCUCGCAUCACCGUCCACCUCACACUCAAUUCGCGCCUCACCAUCGUCGUCGUCCGAAACGUUUCAGAAACCGAAACCAAACGCCAUAUUCUUGUUUUUCCUUCCCUCCUUUCAAAUCAGACCAAGAACACGAAACAGUAGCUGCAUUAUCAUCACUAUGUUGGCUAAACUCUUCAAAAGACCCUCACAAAAUCAACAUCAUCCUCAGGCAAGGGUGUCACAAGCUGAUUUGGGUCCAAGAAUUGUUUUUCACUAUGGGAUUCCAUCUACUGCAUCGAUUCUCGCACUUGAUCGCACUCAGAGCUUGCUGGCAAUUGGAACCCUGGAUGGGAGGAUAAAAGUGAUUGGUGGCGAUAAUAUUGAAGGGCUUCUGAUAUCUCCUGAGCCAUUGGCAUUUAAAUACUUGGAGUUCUUAGAAAAUCAAGGUUUUUUAGCUAGUGUCUCAAGUGAAAAUGAAAUUCAGGUUUGGGAUUUGGAACAGAAGCAAAUAGCCGGUUCUUUACAGUGGGAAUGCAAUAUAACUGCCUUCUCUGUUAUUUAUGGCACCAAUUACAUGUAUAUUGGAAGCGAAUAUGCAAUGGUGUCUAUGGUGAAGUAUGAUGCUGAAGAUCGAAAAAUCAAUUUACUGCCAUAUUAUAUUACUGCAAACUUCAUAGCUGAAGCAGCUGGAAUGUCAUUGCCUGAUAAUCUUUCUGUUGUUGGAGUUCUCCAUCAACCUAGUUCUCAGGGAAACAGACUGCUGAUUGCAUAUGAGAAUGGUCUGAUUGUUCUCUGGGAUGCUUUAGAAGAUCGAGUUGUGCUUGUAAGAGGUUCCAAGGACCUGCAAGUGAAGGAAGAAACAGUCCAUAAUUCUUUUGAAGGCACAAGAACUGAGCUGACUGAUGCUACAUCAGACAGCAAACAGGUGGAGAAAGAGAUAAGCUCUCUUUGUUGGGUAUGCGAUAAUGGGUCAAGUCUUGCUGUUGGCUAUGUAGAUGGUGAUAUAAUGUUUUGGGAUAUAUCAACUGCUGAGUCUACCAAGGAUCAUAGAUCUAAAAAGUUAGCUAACAAUGUUGCGAAGCUAGAGUUAUCAUCAGAUGACAAGAGACUCCCUGUCAUAGUUUUACACUGGUCUGCAAAUAGGUUAAGUCAUCAUCCUAGGGGCCAACUCUUUGUUUAUGGAGGUGAAGGAAUUGGGUCUGAAGAAGUUCUCACGGUUCUGAGCGUGGAUUGGUCUUCAGGAAUAGAAAGUCUGAAAUGCAUAGGUCGUGUGGACCUUACACUUGUUGGUUCAUUUGCAGAUAUGGUUUUACUUCCAGCUGCUGGUGCCAUGGAGAACGGUGACACAUUGCUAUUCACUUUGACAAAUCAGGGACAACUGCAUGUCUAUGACAAGGCUUGCUGGUCUGCCUUAAUGUCUCACCAAAAGAAAAGGACUGAUGGGACUGCAGUGCAGUAUCCUAUGUUUAUACCUACUACUGAACCGUGUAUGACAGUGGCAAAGCUUGCUUUGGUGGAUAGAGAUGGGAAAUACUCCUCAGCUCUGUCCAAGGAAGUUUCUGUUGACAAGUCUAAUGCGAAACACACUUUGAAGAAGGGGGGUGCAAAGUGGCCUUUGACUGGUGGUGUUCCCAGCCAACUUUCUGAUGCUGAAAAUUUUCAUGUCGAGAGACUAUAUGUAGCAGGAUAUCAAGAUGGAUCUGUUCGAAUAUGGGAUGCCACCUAUCCAACUCCGUCGCUUAUAUAUGCUAUAGGUCCUGAGGUAAAAGGCAUCAGAUCUACAGGUGCAAAUGGAACAGUCUCAGCAUUGGAAUUUUGUUCUCUUACUUUAAAAUUAGCUAUUGGUGAUGUGUGUGGUCUGGUUCGUCUAUAUAAACUAAUAGGGAGUUCAGACGAGGCAGAAUUGCACUUUGUGACAAAAACAGAGAAGGAAGUUUAUACUUCACAACAAGGUAAUGGGCCUCAGUGCACAGUUGUGUUUUCUAUUCUUGAUUCUCCUAUAUCCACACUACAAUAUGCAAAUUUUGGAGCAAGACUGAGUGUGGGAUAUGAAUGUGGCCGGGUUGCAAUGCUUGAUAUUAGUACAUCGUCAGUUUUGUUUCUUACAGACAGUGUCUCCAACUCAAUUUCCCCAGUCAUCUGUCUGUCUGUGAAAUCAUUUUCAGAUACUAAUAGCUUAUCACAGAGCCCAAAGGGCUCUGAAUCCAAGAAUUCGACUGAUCCUCAAAAUGGAAUGAAUCCAAAGGAUUCUGAAUCCAAAACUUUAAGUGAUUCUGGAAAUGGGUUGGCAAUCCCAAAGGACUCUGAAUCCAAGAAUGUGGCUGACCCUGAACAUGGAAUGAGUGUAAAAGAUACUGAAUUUAAGACUUUGAGUGAUUCUGGAAAUGGGUUGGCAAUCCCAGAGAACUCUGAAUCCAAGAAUGUGGCUGAUCCUGAACCUGGAAUGAGUGUAAAAGAUCCUGCAUCCCAGACUUUGAGUGAUUCUGAAAAUGGGUUGGCGUUCAUUAUGACCAGAAAUGCACAUUUUGUUAUUUUAGAUAGUGCCACUGGCAAUAUGAUCAGGUCUUGGCCCAUGCAUCCAAAAAUGGAUUCUACUGCAAUUUCGAUGUACAUUAUAGAGGAUGGUGAUGUUUUAUUUGAUUUGUCGAGUGCAAAAAAGGAUUCUUUAGACUUACCUCAGAAAGGCGUAGCUAAACAUGAUGACGUACCACCUAAUGCUGACUCUGGAGGGACACAGCUUGUAGUUGACCAGGAUACCUCCACCAAAACUGCAUAUUUUUUGCAGAGAUCGGUGAACAUAUGUGUUUUACUUUGUUGUGACUACACAUUGCACUUAUGUUCAUUGAAGUCUCUGCUUGAGGGUGACAGUAACUGCAUUCUGAAGGUGAAUCUUGUAAAACCGUGUUGUUGGACUACAAUCUUCAAAAAAGAUGGAAAAGACAGUGGAUUGGUUAUACUAAAUCAGACAGGAGUCUUUGAGAUCAGGUCUUUUCCAAAUCUUGAAGUGGUGAGAGAUAUAUCAUUAAUGACGAUUCUAAGAUGGAACUUCGUGAUCAACAUGGAUAAGACAUUCUGUUCCUCUGAUCGUGGGCAAAUGAUUCUGGUACAUGGGUGUGAAUUAGCUUUUGUCUCUAUUUUGGCCUACGAAGAUGACUUCAGGAUUUCGGAGUCCUUCCCUUGUCUUCAUGAUAAAGUGCUUGCAGCUGCUACAGAUGUCAUUGCCGAUUUAUCUCAAAGACAGAAACAGAGUGCUGCCCAUAGGAUUUUAGGAGGUAUCAUUAAGGGCUUAAAAACUAGUAAAACGGAUCAAAACAUGGACCCGACUGGAAAUCAUGAAAAAUAUUGUGCGAAUUUGGAGAGCUUAUUUUCAAAUCCCCCAUUCUUAAAACCAUCCACAGAUGUGAAGGAUGACCAAGAACCUGUGGUGCUUAACCUAGAUGAUAUUGUAAUUGAUGGCCCUAUUACUGUCUUGCCUAAAGAUCCAAACAAGAAGAAUGAAAAGAAAGCAGACAAGGGAUCAGAGAAGAAAAAGUUAUUUGAAGGCGCAACUAGUGGUACAAAGCCAAAAAUGAGGACAGCUGCCGAAAUCAAGGCUAAAUAUAGAGAAACUGGGGAUGUCUCUGCAGCAGCUGCACGUGCAAGAGAUAUGCUUGCCGAACGUGGGGAAAAACUUGAGAAACUCAGAGAAAACACAGAAGAACUAUCGAGUGGAGCUCAAGACUUCGCAUCGAUGGCAAAGGAACUCGCCAAGAGAAUGGAGAAUCGUAAAUGGUGGCACAUAUGACAAGUUAGCACCACCUUCUCUAUCAAUUAGAUACUUAGUUUAGUUGAAUCUCACUCUUCUGAAUGAAGAAAGAUACCCCCACUGUGUGUACUUAUUUUUUUGACUCAUAUCCCACUAUGCAUUUGAUCCAUGUUUCUUUGUACAUGGGGCAUAACCGAGUGUAGGCAGUGUGUAAAUAAUAGCUCAAUAAAACGUUCUACUCGUUUUCUAUGUUUCUGGUUUGAUCAUUCCGACCAAAACGAGUAAAACGACUCGAGAAAAACUGGAAAAAGGAAAUCCAAAAAGAAGAAUUUUCAUGAAACACGUGCGGUUGAAGUUGAAGUUGAAGUUGAAGUUUGAGGUUGAACCUUUUAUUGUGGACCUUUUCCAAAAUGGAUGAUGGAUACUCCAUUACGGAGUCACCUUUAGUUAUAAUAUCGGGACAGCCAGUUGGCUGAAAGCCACCAUGUGAAAAUUUGUGGCGACUUCAUGCCUAACUUGUAUAUUUUUCUCCAAAAGUUAUCAAACACUCAAUUGAUCAUAGUCUUGUAAAGAAAAGAGGUUUCCCUUAUUGCUAAAUUAUUGGAAGGGAAUAGUUCAUUUUUCA